GCGUGGGGGACCGGACUGAAGAUGGCGGAGGGCGGCGGCACUGAACCGGGCCAAGAAGAGCGGAGGUCGUCGGGGCCGCGGCCUCCGAGCGCCCGAGAUCUGCAGUUGGCCUUGGCAGGAUUAUAUGAAGAUGAAGCAAAAUGCAAAUCUUCCAAGUCUGAUAGACCUAAAGCUACAGCCUUUAAAAGCCCAAGAACACCACCUCAGAGGUUCUGUUCAAGUGAACACGAAUACAGUAGAUUGCAUAUAGUUCGACCUUCAACUGGGAAAAUUGUGAAUGAACUUUUCAAAGAGGCCAGGGAACAUGGGGCCGUCCCUCUGAACGAAGCCACGAGAGCUUCAGGUGAUGACAAACCUAAGUCAUUCACAGGUGGAGGAUACAGAUUGGGUAAUUCCUUUUGUAAGCAGUCUGAAUACAUCUAUGGAGAAAAUCACCUGCAAGAUGUUCAGAUUUUGCUUAAACUGUGGAGCAAUGGUUUCAGUUUAGAUGAUGGAGAAUUGAGACCUUACAGCGACCCAACAAAUGCUCAAUUUCUGGAGUCUGUUAAAAGAGGAGAGAUUCCCCUGGAGCUUCAGCGACUGGUUCAUGGUGGCCAAGUGAACUUGGAUAUGGAGGAUCAUCAGGAUCAAGAAUACAUAAAACCUAGAUUGAGGUUCAAGGCUUUUAGUGGAGAAGGACAAAAACUUGGAAGCCUUACACCUGAAAUAGUCAGCACACCAUCCUCUCCAGAAGAGGAGGAGAAGUCAAUACUUAAUGCAGUUGUCCUUAUUGAUGAAUCAGUGCCAACAACAAAACUUCAGAUCAGGUUAGCAGAUGGGAGUCGUUUGAUACAAAGAUUCAAUAGUACACACAGGAUCUUGGAUGUUCGGGACUUUAUUGUACAGUCCCGUCCUGAAUUUGCAACUCUUGAUUUUAUUCUUGUGACUUCAUUUCCAAACAAAGAGCUAACAGAUGAAAGCCUGACACUACAAGAAGCAGAUAUUCUCAACACUGUGUUACUCCAGCAACUGAAGUAAUAACACUCCUGUCCAUGCAGUCACAUGUAGGAAUAGAUAAUGUGCCAAAUUAGGAUACAUCCAGCAUAAAAAUGAUCAAUUAUUUUUAUUGCUUUUACAAGUGAUUUUUUUAUUAUUCUGUCUUCUAGCUGUAUGGAUGAAUCCAGACUAGGGAUAAAUCUUGAACUAAGUAUGUUUGAAUUUUUAGUUACAGGGUUAGUUUAUGUCAGUAGAUUUUAAAUAUCCAGGCAGACUAAUUUGUUACAUGCUGAGUGUUAAUGUAACAACAUUUGUUUGCAGUGAAAACAAAAACCCCUUUUUGAUAAAUGCAUUUGAUAAAAUUUGCACUGAAGUUUCUUGAUGUUGCAUUGUCUAGCAGCCAUUAAGAAAUCUUUUGAUCAAAUAUUUGAGAGUUUUUCUGUGAUUUAUAUUGAAAACUAUUCUGAUUUUGAAAUAGUUUGAUCAUAUAAUAAUUAUUUCUCCUAUUAAGAUUUUAUGCAUCUUUUUUACUUAUUGAUUUAGCUAUAUUACUAGAAUCAAAAAAUACAAUUUGACCUUGUAUUUUAUAGAACUAUGGCCAUCAUGAGCUAGAAACAAAGGAAGUAGAGGUCAGCAAUUCUUGAGAUGUGGUAACAGUACUUUAAAAUAGAGUGAAUACAAUUGCCUAGAGCUGGCCUUGAUCACAUUCAUUUAUUCAUUCAACACAUUUUAUAAGGAACCUACUUUAUAUACCAAACACUUCUAAGGGCUAAACCCACAAUAUAUUCACCUGAAGAGCAAAACUGUAGAAAUGUAGGAAUGCAAAUUCUGCCAGACUGACUGGAUCUAAGGAAUUACCAACAUAAAUAUUUGCAUUGCUGUUGAAGCCAGACAUUUCCCGAAUAAGGUAGACUACAUCAGGAAUGACAAAAAAGAUUUUUCUUUCUCCCAGAUACCAUUUCAUCCCUGGUCACCACUCCUGGUUAGUUUCCUAUCAGUGCCAUAACAAAAACUACAAUUUAGUAGUUUAAAUUAAUGUAAAUUUAUUAUUUUCCAGCUCUAGAGAUUGCAUGUCCUACGUGGGUCUCAUUGGGAUAAAAUCAGGGUGUCAGGAGGACUGUUUUCUUUUCUGGAGGGCUCUGGGGAAACUGUCUCCUUGCCUUUUCCAGCUUCUGCAGACCACCAGCAUUCUAUGGCUUGUGGCCCCCUUCGUCUGUUGUCAAGGCCAGCAACAUUGCUUCUCUCUGACCCUCCUGUCAUCAUAUCUUUCUGUUAACAGCCAGGAAAGAUUCUUUGCUUUUAAGGACUCAUAAUGACUACAUUGGGCCCACCCAGUUUAAAACCCCGAUUUAAGAUUUGUGGUGACCUGAAUCCCAUCUGCUAAGUCCCCUUUGCCAUAUAAGGUAACAAAUUACAGGUCUGAAGACCAGGUAUGAACAUCAGGGAGGAGGAAGGUGAAUUUUUCUGUCUUAUACAGUCUGCCCCCCUGGCCCCAGAGAUUCACAUCUGUCCCAUCCAAAAAUACCGAAAAGUCUCCAUCCAUGACAGCAUCAACUCAAAGUCCUAAAACCUCAUCAGCCCCCAAAUCCAAAAGCACACCAUCUAAAUCAAGUGUAGGUGCAACUUUGGGUCUGAUCAAUCCUGGAGCACAAUUCCUCUCUGUCUGUGAAACUAGAAAACAAGUUAUCUGUUCUCUGAUGCAGUGGCAGGACAAGCACAGACAUUCCCAUUCAAAGAGAAAAUGGAAUGAAGAAAGCCACCCAGCCCAAACAGUUCUGAAAUCUACUGGGCAAAUGGCAGUAGGUUUGAGGCCUGGAAGUAAUCCUUUAGGGCUCACUACUCUGCUCUCGGCUAUGACUACCCUCGGGGUCGUCCUUUUUCAUGAAAGGAAGUACACGUUUGAAGCGGAGUAGCUUUAUCGGUUUGUUCUCUUGCCUGUACAAUUUUGGGCAUCCACAGCCUUCCUUCAUCUUGUACUCUCUGUCCCCCUCAGUUUUAGAUGGCAGUGUUUUGCUGGUUUAAAAUCCUCAAGAACCUUGUGAUUCUCAUUCCAUCAUAUAAAAAGUCUCCUCUACAGAUCUUUGUUAGAUAAUCCCAUCUCUAUUUUGUACUUCUAAGAUUGCUGAGGGGAUCUAUGAGUCACUUGUUAAUUUCUUCAAAAAACCUUUUUUUUCCCAAUUAAUUUUAUGUAAAAAUUUCAAAGAACGUUUUGUGACCGAAUACUACCUUUUGCUCUUUCUAAGGUAUUAGCAAAAGGUUGUAUAUCCACAUCCUUGGUUUUUUUACUAAAGUAUAUUUUCCUGACAAUGAAUCUUUUAAUUUUAGCAUCUUUUGCCAUUUGAGUAGGCUGAAAAUUUCCUAACUCAUCAAGUCCUGAUUCCACAGUCCUUCCUUCACUGUCAUCAGCAAGAAGAAACCAGGCCACAUCUUCAACACUUGACUUGGAAACCUCGGUAAAUAUCCAGGUUCAUCACUUACAAGUUCUGCUUUCCCCAGAACUGCAGGACACAAUUCAGCCAAGUUUUCUGCCACUUUGUCACAAGGAUCCUCUUUCCCCAUGUUCCCAGCAACAUUUUCCUCAUUUCCUUCCAAGCCCUACUUGGUAUUGUCUUCAGUGUCACAUUUCCAAUAACAGCCUUUUCUUGACGCUUUAGAUACUCUUUAUGGCAUUUAGGUUUUCCCUGCCAUGCCCCUCACUUCUUUCUGAGCAGUUGUUAACACAUAUUUUUACUGACAGUCUGUUCAAGGCAAUCUCAGCUUUUUCUGUCAAGCUCCAAAGAAAUUUUCCAGCCUCUGUCCACUGCCCAACUCCCAAGCCACUUCUCCAUUUUUAGGUAUUUGUUACUGCAACAGCCCACUUCCAACUAUGUAGAAAAGUCUGUUGUGCCUAUUUAGGGGCAGUUGGCUAAAAUGUGCCAGUAGGAAAUUUGGAAUUAAUCUUUCUCUGGAGGCACUGGUUAUUUCUAGGAGGUGAGUUUUCCUGUGCUCCGGCUUUAGUGCUGGAAUUGCUACCAGAAGUAGCAUAGAAGUGUUGAUCCCACCAGUGCUGAGGGAACUUCUCAGUGUCAUAACUGAGUGAGAAGGUCAUCCCUAGUCGUCCAUCCCUUUGGGCCUGCAGGAAGCCCUGCUCCUUUCCAUUUAAGGGAAACAACUUGGAUAAUAUGUAAAGAACAAUCAGCCCCAGUCCAAAAAGAGUAUCAGAGAUCAACUCCAUUUUUUAGGAGUAAAAUCAUCUUCCUGAGAAGAUGCUUUGUUGAAGAAACAAACAUUUUAAAUAAAAGGGUUAGGGUUUUGGAUUAACCAAAUGGGGGAAAAAAUAAGCAAACAUUACGAUAUUACUUGAAAUUGUAUGAUAGCUUCUCUUCAUCAGUUAGAUGGAGUACCUAUAGGUGUACAUACAAAAACCACUGCCAUUUUUGUAGAUAAUAGUCUUCUGAAAUAGAGAUUUGCAUUAGAAUAGAGAAUUAAAUAUGCAGAAAAAGUGAACCAAACUUUGAUAUGUGCUACAUAAUAUUUCGGUUUGUUGCGAGUCAUUUCCCUGAAUUCUUUUUACUACUGUGGUCAGUAUAAUUGUUUAAAUGUAUAAUCUCGGAAAAGAUUAUGUUACAGUGAACAGUUAGACAACCACUUGUCAGUCAUCUUGCAUGGUAUAUAUAAUCAAAAGAUUUGAAAUGUGCAUGGAGCAAUAAAGAAUGUUUCCAUUGAAGAAAUUUUUCAAAAUUUUCUUUGAUUGGUAGUUUUAUUUGACUGAAUAGAUCAUUUUAAACAUGAGUAACAUUUCCUGUGAUUUAAUUUCCUGUGAUGCUUCCUUCUGAGUGACAGAAAAGGAACUGAGUUGUAACAGUGCUAUCUCAACUCCUCAUUGCUGUUUCUGUGCAGGUAUUUCUCUUUGCCACAAUGGAUUCCUGAAAACCUUGUCACAGUGUGUAUUGUAGAUAGAGUGAAUAUUGUUUUCCCCGUAAGAGUUUGUGUCCUUGACCAGUGAUGUAAUUUAAUGUAUCAUAGUAUAUGAGGCCAGUAUUGUCAUAAAGGCUAUGAAAUGGUUUCUAUAGUUCUCUGUAAAAGUUUUUCUCAUCUUUUUUUUUUAAUUGUAGUAACAUGUAAUAUAAAAUUUUCCAUUUUAACCAUUUUUAAGUGUUCAAUUCAGUGACAUCAAUUUCAUUUACAAUGUUGUGCUACCAUCAACAUCAUUCAUUACCAAAACUUUCUCAUCACCCCAAAACAGGAACUCUGUACUCCUUAAGCAGUAACUUCCCAUUUCCUCUCUCCUCAGCUCCUGGUACCUUAUCUACUAUCUAUCUCUCUGAAUUUGCUAAUUCUAGAUAAUUUCAUAUAAGUGAAACUGUACAAUAUUUGUCCUUUAGUGUCUGGUUUUUUUUUCACACAGCAUAAUGUUUUCAAGGUUUAUCCAUUUAUAGGA
This is a messenger RNA of Choloepus didactylus (southern two-toed sloth), 5395 nucleotides long. RefSeq names its product UBX domain protein 2B (gene UBXN2B). Bases 22 to 1017 code for a protein of 331 amino acids. Gene Ontology annotation, cellular component: cytosol; nucleus. The transcript has 8 exons. The record is from RefSeq and is a predicted model, not a curated record. Gene Ontology annotation, biological process: membrane fusion; nuclear membrane reassembly; autophagosome assembly. NCBI's taxonomy places the organism in Eukaryota, Metazoa, Chordata, Mammalia, Pilosa, Megalonychidae. Gene Ontology annotation, molecular function: ubiquitin binding.